UCCCGAGCAGGCAGGCGGUGUGGGCCGGGGAGUCCCCAGCCCGGAUGGGGGACGCUGCCGCACGGUCCAGAAAUGGGCACAGCAAGGAACGGCACCCGGACAUCCCGUUCCCCACCAGCUCUCCCACCCAGUGCAGAAGGACGUCACCUCCAGUGCUGAGGCUGAAGCAGUACAGCAGCAACACCCACCCCCUCUUGGCAGGUUAAUAAUUGACUUGUUAACCCAGGCUAAUAAACCCUGAAAGGCUGAGUAUUAAAGGCCUGCGGCUCUGGGGCUGAGCCUCUCCCUCGCAGCUCCUCUCCGGCAGCCCCAGCCAUGGCCAAAGGGUUCUUCAUCAGCAAGACGCUGGGCAUCGUGGGCAUCGUCCUCGGCGCCGCCGCCGUGGCCACCAUCAUCGCCCUCUCGGUGGUCUACUCGCAGGAGAAGCAGAAGAACAGCAACCUCGCCUCCACCGUGGCCAGCACCACGGCCAGCACCACGGCCAGCGCCAGCCCCAACGGGACGACCAGCGCCAACAGCAGCCCCACGGCUGGGCCAAGACAGCCCUGGGACCUCUUCCGCUUGCCCGAGACCCUGAGCCCCGAGCACUACAGGGUCCACCUGCAGCCGUUCCUGACGCCCGACGCGCAGGGCCUCUACACCUUCAGGGGCAGCAGCACCGUGCAGUUCCGGUGCCAGCAGCCCACGGACCUUAUCCUCAUCCACAGCAAGAAGCUGAACUACACGCUGCAGGGAUCCUUCCUCGCUUCCCUCUCCGGGGUAGGCGAUGCUGUGGUGCCUACCAUCAAGAGCACGUGGACGCAGGUGGACACAGAGUACCUGGUGGUGCAGCUCAACACCCCCCUCCAGCAGGGCAAGCUGUACGAGCUGCACAGCAUCUUCCAGGGUGAGCUGGCAGACGACUUGGCUGGCUUCUACCGCAGCGAAUACGUGGAGGAUGGACAAAGGAAGGUCCUGGCCACAACGCAGAUGCAAGCAGCUGAUGCCCGGAAGGCCUUCCCCUGCUUCGACGAGCCUGCCAUGAAGGCCAAUUUCACCGUGGUGCUGACCCACCCGUCCGACCACGUCGCGCUCUCCAACAUGCCGGUGAAGUCCACUCAGGCUACCAUGGUCAACGGCAUCUCCUGGAACACGACCGAGUUUUACCCCACCUUGAGGAUGUCCACCUACUUGCUCGCCUUCAUAGUCAGCCAGUUCAAGCCGGUGGAGAAGCACAGUGGCACAUUGCUGCAGAUCUGGGGCCGCCCCAAAGCCAUUGCGGCCGGCCAUGGGGAUUACGCCCUCAACGUCACCAAGCCCAUCCUCAGGUUCUUCGAGGGUCACUACAGCACGCCGUACCCCCUGCAAACGCUAGCCCAGGUCGCCCUGCCGGAUUUCAAUGCUGGAGCCAUGGAGAACUGGGGGCUGCUGACGUACCGUGAGAACUCACUGCUCUACGACCCGCUCUUCUCCUCCAUCGGCAACCAGGAGCGGGUGCUGACCGUUAUCGCCCACGAAGUCGCUCACCAGUGGUUUGGGAACCUGGUGACCCUCCGUUGGUGGAACGACCUGUGGCUGAACGAGGGCUUUGCCUCCUACGUGGAGUAUCUCGGUGCAGAUGCGGCCGAGCCCAGCUGGCACAUCAGAGACCUGAUCGUGUCCAACGAGAUGUACCGUGUGAUGGCCAUUGACGCGCUGGCUUCCUCACAUCCGCUCUCCUUCCGCGAAGACGAGGUCAACACCCCGGCUGAAAUCAGCGAGGUCUUUGACUCCAUCGCCUACAGCAAGGGCGCGUCUGUGUUGCGCAUGCUUUCGGAAUUCUUGACGGAGGAUGCGUUCAAGAGAGGAGUGGCGUCAUACCUUCAUGCCUAUGCGUACAACAACACCAUCUACGCAGACCUGUGGGGACACCUGCAAACAGCGGUGCAGCAGAGUAACGUGACUCUCCCCGCCGACAUCGAUACCAUCAUGAACCGCUGGAUCCUGCAGAUGGGCUUCCCGGUGCUGACCCUGAACACCACCACCGGGGACAUCACCCAGAGACACUUCCUGCUGGACCCGGACACCCCUGUGCAGCGCCCCUCCCAGUUCAACUACACCUGGAUAGUUCCUGUUCCCUGGCUGAGUUCUGAUAACCUGACAGAGCGCAUGUACUGGCUGAUGGAACAAAGAGACAUGAAUCCUGACUUCUCCACUGCUGGUGCCUCCCAGAAGUGGGUGCUGCUCAACGCGAAUGUCAAAGGCUAUUACCGGGUGAACUACGACCUGGAAAACUGGAACCGGCUCUUGAAGCAGCUGGCUACCGACCACCAGGUCAUCCCUGUUCUCAACCGUGCUCAGAUGAUCGACGACGCCUUCAACCUGGCUAGAGCAAAGUACAUCAGCGUCGAGCUGGCCCUGAACACUACACUCUACCUGACCAAAGAGAUCGACUACCUCCCCUGGGACGCCGCCGUCAGCAGCCUGGGCUACUUCAAGCUCAUGUUUGAUCGCAGCGAAGUCUACGGGCCCAUGACGAGAUACAUCCAGAAACAGGUCGUCCCUCUGUUCGAUUAUUUCGAGCAAAUUACUGGGAACUGGUCCAAGCUCCCAGAAGGCCUGAUGGCUCAGUACAGUGAGAUUCAAGCCAUCAGCACAGCCUGCUCCUACGGCGUCCCCAGGUGCCAGAAACUUGCCGCAGACUGGUUCGGUAACUGGAGCAGGAACCCCCACAAUAACCCGAUCCCGCCGAACCUGCGCUCGGCCAUCUACUGCAGCGCCAUCAGCACGGGCGGCGAGGAGGCCUGGGACUUCGGCUGGACGAUGUUCCGCAACGCCACCGUGGUGUCGGAGGCAGACAAGCUCCGCGCAGCGCUGGCCUGCAGCCAGGAGCCCUGGAUCCUGCAGAGGUAUCUGCAGUAUACCCUGGAUCCCACCAAGAUUCGCCGGCAAGACGCCACCUCCACCAUCAACAGCAUCGCCCGCAACGUGGCUGGGCAGGGCCUGGCGUGGGACUUCGUGCGUGCCAACUGGAAGACGCUCUUCACCCAGUUCGGUGGAGGCUCCUUUUCCUUCGCAAACCUCAUCCAGUCAGUGACACAGAGAUUCGCAUCGCAGUUUGAGCUCCAACAGCUGCAGCAGUUCAAGGAGGACAACGCCGACGUGGGGUUCGGCUCCGGCACGCGGGCCCUCGAGCAGGCCCUGGAGAAGACCAAGGCCAACAUGAAGUGGGUGGCGGAGAACAAGGAGCGCGUGCUGCAGUGGUUCACGGCAGAGAGCGGGUAGAGGGGCACCGGCGCUGCCCGGACCGCGAUCGCGGGAGGGGUCUGGAUGCCGCACUUCCCAGUCGCUCCGGGCUCCCCCUGGCGGCCACAGUGAGCUCCUGAACGGCUUCUCCUGGUGGUGCCGAACGGCUGAACCCGAGCGAAAGGGCCUUGUUUUGCCGCGCCAGCCGCUGAGGAUGCUUCCUGGCGCUCCCAUGAUGCGCCGCGGCGCAGGGCUGCCCCCGCCAGCGACACUCCUGCCCCAUGUACUCCGCUGCCGCUCGCGACGCUCUGCGAUGCUGUGGCACCGCUCGUCCCCGCGACUUGCCUUGAGGGCCCCCGAAGGGAGAACGGGGGGAAGGGACCCUCCCGCCACACGAGUGCAGAUCCUGCCCCACCCAGGAAGUUGUGUAUGAUUAUGUAUCCCCAGUUUUAUAAAUUAAAAUUAAGUCUCUUGCAA
This is a messenger RNA of Varanus komodoensis (Komodo dragon), 3681 nucleotides long. RefSeq names its product alanyl aminopeptidase, membrane (gene ANPEP). Gene Ontology annotation, cellular component: cytoplasm. The coding region runs from base 316 to 3243 and encodes 975 amino acids. The record is from RefSeq and is a predicted model, not a curated record. NCBI's taxonomy places the organism in Eukaryota, Metazoa, Chordata, Lepidosauria, Squamata, Varanidae. Gene Ontology annotation, molecular function: peptide binding; zinc ion binding; metalloaminopeptidase activity. Gene Ontology annotation, biological process: proteolysis; peptide catabolic process. The transcript has 21 exons.